Pteronotus mesoamericanus is the source of this 1610-nucleotide messenger RNA. RefSeq names its product MRG domain binding protein (gene MRGBP). NCBI's taxonomy places the organism in Eukaryota, Metazoa, Chordata, Mammalia, Chiroptera, Mormoopidae. Gene Ontology annotation, cellular component: nucleus; NuA4 histone acetyltransferase complex. Bases 57 to 671 code for a protein of 204 amino acids. Gene Ontology annotation, biological process: regulation of transcription by RNA polymerase II. The record is from RefSeq and is a predicted model, not a curated record. The transcript has 5 exons.
GCGGAGCCCGUGGCCCCGCCGCUCCCGCCGGGGGCUCGUCGCUGGGCGGCUGGGCCAUGGGGGAGGCCGAGGUGGGCGGCGGGGGCGCGGCGGGCGACAAGGGGCCGGGGGAGGCGGCCACCAGCCCAGCAGAGGAGACAGUGGUUUGGAGCCCCGAGGUGGAGGUGUGCCUGUUCCACGCCAUGCUGGGCCACAAACCCGUCGGUGUGAACCGGCACUUCCACAUGAUCUGUAUCAGGGACAAGUUCAGCCAGAACAUCGGCCGGCAGGUGCCAUCCAAAGUUAUCUGGGACCACCUGAGCACCAUGUAUGACAUGCAGGCGCUGCACGAGUCUGAGAUUCUUCCUUUUCCGAAUCCAGAGAGGAACUUCGUCCUUCCGGAAGAGAUCAUUCAGGAAGUCCGUGAAGGAAAAGUGGUCAUUGAAGAGGAAAUGAAGGAGGAAAUGAAGGAAGACAUGGACCCCCAUAAUGGGUCCGAUGACGUUUUUUCAUCUUCAGGAAGCUUGGGGAAAGCAGCCGAAAAGUCCGGCAAAGACAGAGACAAGAACUCCUCAGACUUGGGGGCCAAGGAAGGGGCGGACAAGCGCAAGCGCAGCCGAGCCGCCGACAAGGUCCUGACGGCCAACAGCAACCCCUCCAGCCCCAGCGCCGCCAAGCGGCGCCGCACAUAGGCACCCGCGAGGAGGGCCGCGGCCGUGGGCGCCAGGCCGUCGCGGUCAGGGGUCCGGCCCCUGCUGUCAGCCAGGACCAGGGGCUCUGCGGCGCCCACUCACUGCCUGGAGCUGGACGGCCCAAGAAGCCAGGACCGCCGGCUCAGGCUGAGGGCGCGCCCUGUGGCCGGCUCAGCGGCUCACUGCCUCGGCGGCACCCGAGCCACCGCCUGCGUGGGACGCCUGGCGCAAGGAGCAAUAAAGCCCACCAUCCCCGCCCUGCUGGAAGCACCAGCUUCCCGUCGGCCUGUCCGUCUGUCCACCUGUCCGCCCGCCGCUCUUCGCUCUUGCUCAAGCGACUGUGACCUCCAGAGAAAGGCCACCAAGCCACAGACGGCGGCCCCUCCGUGCUGAGAAACUGAGAACUGGAUAUUUGGCCUCAUUCACUUGUACUGUAACGAUGUAUAUAAUUUGGUUGAUAUUUCACUAUUUAAUUUCUAAGAAGCCUAUUUUACUAGUGUUUUAUAUGAAAAAAGCACUGCAGAAGUUAAAAACCUGUGUUGUAUUUUUUCCGAGAUGUUUUGUUUUAAGGUAAUGACCGCUGAGAUACUUUUGGCUCAGUUUUUAUAUGCCAGACACAGAGAAUUUGUGGUUAUUUUUGUAUUACCGAGUAACUCGCAAACAGACCAAACGCGUGAGUGGAGGGCGGCCCGAUGGGGCUGUCGGCUGGGCCAGGGACUACGCAGCAUUAAAGCGCAGAAAGCCACCUGGACUUGUGUGAUUUUCAUACCAAAGUCAGUCACCUUUUGCUACAGUGGGAAGCUUUUAUUUUUCCAAGAUUGCUAACUGAAACGUACACUCAGAUGUACCUGACUCACUCGAUACAAUGUAGGUACAGACUGGUGACGGCCGGCGGGGAGACAGGCCCUCGGAUCCAGGCCGGGAGACCGAAUGAGGCCA